GCACGAUGCAGGCCCUGGUGCGCGCCUCUUUAACAUCAGGAACGCUGUAUACGAUUGGGGACUUGCUGAAUCAGGGCUUUGUAGAACCUAGAGUAUCGGGAAGCGACAGGUCUCAAUUCCGUGAUGUGGACUGGUUGAGGACGGGAAAGUUUGCUUUGACCGGCGCAUUGCUUCAUGGGCCAUUUUUUCUGUAUGGGUUUACCAUGCUUGAUAGGCUGUGUGGGCAAGCCAGGUCGCUGGGAGCCGUAUUUAAGAAAUCUGUUGCCGGCCAGGUUUUGCUCUUCCCGCCCUAUGUUCUCUCUUUCCUAUCCAUGACUGCUCUCUUGGACGGGCAGUCACCGUGGGACCGGAUCCAAUCCCGCUUUGUUCCAAUCAUGGUCAAUGGCUCUAUUGUCUGGCCGAUCGCCAACGUUAUCAACUUCCGGUAUCUUCCAAGCCAAUGGCGUAUCGCUUACAUCAAUAUUGUUGGGAUUGGAUGGAAUACAUAUCUCAGCUUUAACACUCGACAGCAUACUAAGCGGGCCAUCCAAAUACCUUCCGAUUUACGUUAGCCGUGGAGGGGAGAACCACAUCAAAGGAAUGUUACAUGGCCGGUAUCGAUGAUAGCUGAGCGGCUGGUCCCGUUGGCAGUCAUUGGCGUCAUUCCACGCUCUCUUCUGCGCCUGACACCAGCCCAUGCAAAUAUCAACCGUCCCGAAGUGACCUAACCAUUUUGAGAGAAAUCUAGAGCGUGUAGCCUGCACCAGGGACGGCAUAUCACGUUGAAAUACAGGUGCAGACACACCCGUAUGGCGUCUUCGCAUUUAUUCCUGAUGUUCAAUGAGAUAAUCCAGACAUAGCAUUAUAUGUUUUAUUUUGUGUCGCGCCCAGCUGAAAAGGACGUGCUGUAACUUCACAUGAACCAAGGAUUGGAUGU
Molecule: messenger RNA, 916 nt
Organism: Spizellomyces punctatus DAOM BR117
Lineage: Eukaryota; Fungi; Chytridiomycota; Chytridiomycetes; Spizellomycetales; Spizellomycetaceae
Exons: 2
Coding region: 6-551 (181 amino acids)
Cellular component (GO): cytoplasm; membrane
Source: RefSeq, a predicted model, not a curated record